Beta vulgaris subsp. vulgaris (sugar beet) is the source of this 1475-nucleotide messenger RNA. RefSeq names its product nuclear transcription factor Y subunit B-4. Gene Ontology annotation, biological process: regulation of transcription by RNA polymerase II. The coding region runs from base 835 to 1335 and encodes 166 amino acids. Lineage: Eukaryota; Viridiplantae; Streptophyta; Magnoliopsida; Caryophyllales; Amaranthaceae. The record is from RefSeq and is a predicted model, not a curated record. The transcript has a single exon. Gene Ontology annotation, molecular function: protein heterodimerization activity; DNA-binding transcription activator activity, RNA polymerase II-specific; RNA polymerase II cis-regulatory region sequence-specific DNA binding. Gene Ontology annotation, cellular component: nucleus; CCAAT-binding factor complex.
GCAAUGGUGGAUAAGCAUUUUGUGCAGUACAAAUGUCGGAAAUUGGCUUUUCUAUUAGCCAAUUAAAUCUCUUUUUAUUGUUAAUUAAGUAGUUUUUUUAGUUAUGUAUAAAUUAAUUAAGAGUAUUGAUUUAGAAUUUCUCUUUAUUUUUUGUGGGUAGGGUUUAUUUCAUAUAUAUAGAGAAAACCCUAAAAAUGUCAUGUAUAGUCCAUUUUAUCCUAAGCUAAGUUGAGAGUGCAUAUAUAAUGCCCAGAGGAAAUCAUAUCUUUUUUUUCUUCUUUCAUUCAAAUUAGGGAUACUGCUUCUCACCUUAUUAUUUACAAAGAAUCACAUAGUUUAUUUUGGCUUCUUUUUAUCUAUUCAUCAUCACCAAUAUGAUACUUUUUGAGCUUGUGUUAAGAGUUAUAUAGUUGUUUCAAGUAAAGUUACAAUGAUCUUUCAAGUUGAGAACUGAGCAAGUAUGUACUUCUUACAAGUGUAAUUGACUACUACCUCAUUUUUCAGGUUCGAGCUUUCGCGUUGUUCGUUUUUCCUUUUUACACCCUUUUACUUUUUUGCCUAUUUGUUUUUCCAAGGAAUUUAUACGCUGAAAAGGUUUUUUAUAACUUUAUGGCCCACCUUAAAUUUUUUAUUAUCCAUCAAUAUGGAUGUAUGACGUGUACAAUCAUUCUAUAUUCCAUAUUAUUCAUUAUAAUAUAUGUAUCUAUUUAUAUAAAUAUAAUGAGUCCAGUUGUAGAUAGAGCUCAUACAGUGAUACAACUAUAAAGAGACGAAUUAACCCAUCUUAAAACAUCGAUUGGUGGAUCGAUCUAUCAAGAUCUAGUCAAAAUUAAGAUGGUAGAUGAAGGAGAUAGACUUCUACCAAUAGCAAACGUAGGUAGAAUCAUGAAGCAAAUACUACCCCCAACAGCCAAGAUCUCCAAAGGAGCUAAGGAAACAAUGCAAGAGUGUGUGACAGAGUUCAUAAGCUUUGUGACCGGCGAGGCGUCCGACAAGUGUCACAAGGAGAACCGGAAGACGGUAAAUGGAGACGACAUUUGUUGGGCUCUAAGCACUCUAGGGUUUGACAACUUUGGUGAGGCUAUAACUCAAUACUUACACAAGUAUAGGGAGUUUGAAAGGGAGAAAGCUUGUCAAGGUAAAGCAGAAGAAGGUUUAAUGUGUGGUGGAAUUAGUAGCAGUAGUACUGAAGAUCAUAGAUAUCAUGAAGAUGCAACAAAGUUUACCAGAGACAGAUCAGAUGAUCAAGAUCAACAUCAGCAGCAGCAGCUUCUUGAUCAAACUAAUACUUCAGCUUUUCCAUUGGAAUUUAGAAUCAUAGAUCCUAAGGGUUAAGUUAAACCCACUUCUUAAUUGCGAAAUAAGUAAGGUAAACAAACUACCAGCAUACUAAUUCUCUUUAGUUCUUUUUUUUUGUUUUCCUGAUUAUUAGUACAUGAAAUGAUUAAAAGAACUAGAUUUUGGUGUAUUUUUUU